Cottoperca gobio is the source of this 5743-nucleotide messenger RNA. It is a transcript of the gene keap1b, whose product is annotated as kelch-like ECH-associated protein 1b. Gene Ontology annotation, molecular function: protein binding. The record is from RefSeq and is a predicted model, not a curated record. The transcript is spliced from 8 exons. NCBI's taxonomy places the organism in Eukaryota, Metazoa, Chordata, Actinopteri, Perciformes, Bovichtidae. The coding region runs from base 1082 to 2959 and encodes 625 amino acids.
AGCUCGGCAGACCGCGAUGGAGGACUUGAACUAGACAACAUGAAACCAACUUUUAAAAUGAGCUAUGACGACUCAAGGUAGCAUCCUCAUCAUUAAAAGGAGGAAGACUUGACCGCACGUAACAAAACACCAAAGUUGUCAGCUGAGCCAAAAGCUUCCUAGUAAACACAGCGAAGCAAACAAAUUCCACAGCUGGUCUGGGCGACCUCGAGGAAAGCGUCUCUGGAGAAAGUCGCCAAACACCCCUCCCCAUUCCCAAGGGCUCAAAGUUACGCUUAUGACACUUUUGGCACUCGACCAUUGUUUUGUUUUGUUUUCAAAUUCGCCAAGCCUUCUCCUGCCUCAUCUACAAUCUCUGACUAUGCAGCUCUCAGAACAAGUGUAGCCCUCUGAGGAGAUCUUUAAUUAUUACCUCUUAAAAUGAAGCAGUAAAUCCCCCCCCCCCCUCUCUCUAGAGUGAUCCUUAUGCAAGACUGACCUGCACCAGUGGUGAAUCUUUGGUUAAUAUUUCCAACUAUGUUUAUUUUGUACUUUGGGGAUAUCUAAUUUACGCAGUCUAAAUACAUUUGGUAACAAAGACAGGAAAGAAAAGCACUUCUGUUAACAGCACAAACAUUCAUUCAAACGAAGGAUCCUUUGAGUCUUGCACAUGCUCAGUUUGUUCAGUCAUUAAAACAUUCUAUACUUCGUAUUAUUAACUCCUUGGACAAAGCCAGAGCAAUUCUGAAUUCAAGACAUUUUGAUUAUUUUGGAACUGCAACAUGUAAAAGUACAACCAUGACUGGCAGCUCACAUAGACGUCUCUCGUAAUGCCAUAAUGAGCAGUAUAGCUGGACUCAAGUACUGAACAGAGCCUCAUCCUCAUGUCCACAUAAAUCCGACUUAAACGUGAAGUCUUCUACACAAACUAAAAUCAGGCGUACCCAGGAGAGCCCGGAGCUCUCUGUUAGGCCGUCUGCCGAGUGUCAGUUCAAACUCCCUUUUUUAAUUUCGCCCACGCCUGUGCAUGGUGCAAGGAUGUCCCUAAACUCUGCCCGCUGUUCUUGAGAAAGAGACCAAGGAGGAGGAGACAGGGUAGGAAAUGACAGAGUGCCUGACAGAAUGCAAAGCGCUGGUGACUCCGUCCACGCGCAAUGGCCACCGCGUCUUCAGCUACACACUAGAGAGCCACACGGCGGCCGCCUUCGCCAUCAUGAACGAGCUGCGUCUGGAGCGCCAGCUGUGCGACGUCACUCUGCGUGUGCGCUACAAAGACCUGGAGGCGGUGGACUUUGUGGCUCACAAGGUGGUGUUGGCCUCCUCGUCCCCGGUCUUCAGGGCCAUGUUCACCAACGGCCUGAAGGAGUGCGGUAUGGAGUUGGUGUCCAUCGAGGGGAUCCAUCCCAGGGUCAUGGACCGUCUGAUAGAGUUUGCCUACACAGCCAGCAUCUCCGUGGGGGAGAAGUGUGUGAUUCACGUGAUGAACGGGGCUGUCAUGUACCAGAUAGACAGCGUGGUCAAGGCCUGCUGUGAUUUCCUCGUCCAGCAGCUCGACCCCAGCAACGCCAUCGGCAUCGCCAACUUCGCCGAGCAGAUCGCUUGCACGGAGCUCCACCAGAAGGCCCGCGAAUACAUCUACAUGAACUUCAGCCAGGUGGCGACCCAGGAGGAGUUCUUCAACUUGUCCCACUGCCAGCUGGUCACCCUCAUCAGCCGCGAUGAGCUCAAUGUGCGCUGUGAGUCCGAAGUCUUCCAGGCAUGUGUGGCCUGGGUGCGCUACGACCGGGAGAACCGGCGACCAUACGUCCAGGCGUUACUCCAGGCUGUCCGCUGCCAUUCCCUCACCCCCAACUUCCUGCAGGCCCAGCUCCAGUCUCUUGACUGGGACCCCCAGUGUAAAGAUUACCUGGCCCAGAUCUUCCAGGAUCUCACCCUCCACAAACCCACCAAAGUCAUUUCUUGCCGAACACCUAAGGUGCCGCAGCUCAUCUACACAGCAGGGGGUUAUUUCCGUCAGUCUCUCAGCUACCUGGAGGCGUAUAAUCCCUGCACAGGAGCCUGGCUGAGGCUGGCUAACCUGCAGGUGCCUCGCAGUGGACUAGCAGCCUGCGUGAUCAGUGGGCUUUUCUACGCUGUUGGUGGAAGAAACAACGCGCCUGAUGGCAACAUGGACUCGAAUGCAUUGGACUGCUACAAUCCUAUGAACAACUGCUGGUUGCCGUGUGCGCCGAUGAGCGUACCCAGGAACCGGAUUGGAGUUGGUGUCAUCGAUGGCAUGAUAUAUGCAGCUGGUGGAUCACAUGGGUGCAUUCAUCACAACAGUGUUGAAAGGUAUGAUCCAGAAAGGGACCAGUGGCAUCUCGUAGCCCCAAUGUUGACACGGCGUAUCGGUGUGGGUGUUGCAGUCAUUAACCGGCUGCUUUACGCCGUGGGGGGGUUUGACGGGGCCAACCGGCUCAGCUCCUGUGAGUGCUACAACCCUGAUAGGGACGAGUGGAAGACUAUGGCCGCCAUGAACACUGUGCGCUCCGGAGCUGGUGUGUGCUCACUGGGGAAUCACAUCUUUGUGAUGGGCGGCUACGAUGGCACCAACCAGCUGAACACAGUGGAGCGCUAUGAUGUGGAAACUGAUACGUGGAGCUUUACUGCCUCCAUGAGGCACCGACGCAGUGCUCUGGGAGUCACUGCAUUACAUGGACGCAUCUAUGUAUUGGGAGGUUACGAUGGAAACACUUUCCUGGACAGCGUGGAGUGUUAUGACCCUGAGAAGGACACCUGGGCGGAGGUGACGCACAUUACGUCAGGGCGGAGCGGUGUGGGUGUGGCCAUUACCAUGGAGCCGUGCCAGAAAGAACUGCCACAGUGUCUGAAUUCUGAGAGGGAGAUUGGGACCUCGUCACCGACCUAUCAGUCCUCCAACUCCGACUUUAACUCUCAUCACAAUCUGCGGCACAGUGCGCCCUUCGGCAAAGGCGCAUGAGGCUCAUCGCUCAGUCACACACACUCACACACACUCACACACACUCACACACACUCACACACACUCACACACACUCACACACACACACACACACACACACACACACACACACACACACACACACACACACACACACACACACACACACAGAGAGAGCGAAGCAUCCCAAAACUCCAAUCUGUCUUCCUAAAUCAAAAGAAAAACCGUGACAACUGAUUAGAGACCGAGUUGAUCUGAAACACGACACGCUGCCUCACUGGUUCUAGAGAUCACACUUGACGUGAAAGCAAAAAAACUAAAUCGGUAACACUUUAUUUUAAAAGUGCCGUAUAAGGUGAACAAAAUUAUUUCAGUGUCCGCAUUGGACUCGUAUAACCCCUGAUCUCACAGUCUUUUACUUUUCUAGACCUGAAAGUUGAAGAAUUUGUUUGUUAUAAUCUGUGUUCUGCCAAAUCUGAGAGACCUCAGUCUGUCUGUGUUUUCAGUUCUGGUGUUUGAAGUCCACAGUCGAACCAUCACCUCCCAGGUUUGAGCCAUGGGAGGAAAGGGCUGCAUACUUUAAAAAACAACAACAACAAAAAACCGGCCUUUUACUGGCUCAAAGAGUCACCGGGGGGCUCGCUACACUUCAAGAUAAAGUGAAAUCUGAGGGGAGAAAGAUUAAUAAUUCAAAUAGUCUCAUUGUAUAACAAAAAAGUAGCAUUUGUCAGCAUAGGCAGAGUUCAAAGUGCCAUUACAAUGCCUGUGGACAUUACUGUCAUCAUUGAGGUGCUUUAAUAGAAAGGCACAGACGGUAACUGUAGUGUGUAAACAUUGGUCACGGUAACCCAGACAGCCACAAGAUGAAGCUUUUACUUGAGAAUGGGCCUCAUGCAAGAACAAUUUCUGUAUCCUCGCCCUUAACGUCUCUUAUUUUUGCUUGUAGGUGCCACAUUCAGCAAACUGCACAAACUCGUUGUGAAUUUUAGCUUGAUGAAUGCCUCCUGUUCAUUUGCGGGAUUUCCAUCAUGAGUGUAAUCGGCACACCCACAUUGGUAUAUGAGGCUAAUUGUUCUGCUCUGUGGGAAAGUUUCAUUCACAAAAGAAGGGGCGAUCAGGGGCAGCAUGACACUCGGGGAGAUGGGUGAGAAAGUAUAUUGCAUUAAACAGAAGGGGAUGUUACAGUGUUGGCUGUUAUAACAGAGGGUGUCCAUCUUGUGCAGAAGUCUGACUCACAGGAUGUAGACUGUGCGUAUAUGCUUGCCGUUGGCCUUUCAUUUUAGAUGGAAUUCUCUUCCCUUUCUGCUUUCUAUGUUGCAGGGGGGACUGUCAUUGCAUCCUGGGUUUAGCGCAGCCCACAACGAUUAUGGUUAGUUGAAAGAAAUGCCCUUCAGCCAGACUUUUCUCCAAUGCUGCCACAGCGCUAAAAAGAAGUUGGAGAUGGGUCUGGCUAUGCGAGACUACCUGAACAGUGACGUGCAUAAAAACCCAGAGGCAGAUGUUGGCGUCUUUUCCGAGCAACUGCUGAAUUGUAUAAGAUGUCAUUCAAAAAUAUGGCAGUAAAAUCUCUAGAAAAUAAACUAUUUUUAAGAUUUAAGAUAUUUGCGUCAUGGCCCGCCAAUUUACAAAUACAGUAAACUUAUUUAUUUUAACAGUUUAUUUCUGCAACACAUUUAAACUCCAGAUAUAUUCAUAUUAAGUCAUAACUCUUCAGACAAAUGUAUCUAUACGUGACUCUUUUUUUUGUGCGCGUUAUUUGACAGGACAGUGUAGAAAUGUGGGCGGGGGGUGGAGGGGUAUUGCAUGCUUCACAGGUGACCAGGCUGGAAUUGAACCCGGGACGAUGUGGCAUGUGCGAAUACCACUCAGCUGCCGAUGCGCUCCUCUUUUGACUCCAUUUAGGAUUGAAUGUACAUACGAGUGGUUCUUGCAUGAGGUCCAAAGUCUCACAUUCAAGUGCUGGUACAAGAGAAGCAGAACCUUUUAUAAUAACGGCAUUGUAACAAAUGUGUUAUUUCACUAAUAGCUACUGGUAGGUUAAAAAAUUUGAUUUCUUUUUUUUUUUUUUUGGUUGGAGGUUGUCAAAUGAUUGAGGGUUGCUUCUUGUAAAGCUGUCAGAGAAUCUGGUUCAGUAAUUGCUGUGCCAAGAGAAUGAAGAAACAGGUUUUGACUGUGUUUAUAGGAAACAAAAUACUGUAGCAUUUAAAAACUUGGAUUCAAACAUCUCACUGAAUGUGUUUUAUUAAAAGCACUGACUGACAGCUCUCCCUACAGUUGACUUUUUGGUUUUCACUUCCACCAGACCUCAGAAACAGAAGUGACCAUGUUUGUGCAUUAGUGUUCAGAUAAUGUACGCUAAUGACAACAACUUGCUUAAAGAAGUGUAUUUGUAACAGCAAUUUAAGCUACAAAUGUUUUUAAGUGAUGUUUUGUACAUUGAUAUUCUAAGAAGUCUUGUACAGAAUUUCAGAGCUCACUUUUUUAUUUAUUUGUUCAGAAUCCUUUUGGUUUUCUUGUUCCUCUAAACUGACAUCAGCUUUGUAUUGAAUUGGACUCUGGUGUUGUGUUUUUGAAUAACUAGCAUGCAUUGUAACUAAGUAGACACACCUGUUAAUGCUAAUUUUGGAUGUUUGUAAAGAAAAAAAAUUGCUUACUUUCAAAAGGGAUUUUUUUUUUUUCCUGUUUUUUCAGUCGGUAGUUGGAAUGGAAAUUAGAAUAUUUAAGGUCUGCUUUGUACAUUUUCUUUUUCAGCAAAAAAUACUCUGUACAAUAAUAAAUUGUAAAGUAAAAUAUAUGUUUAUUGUA